Messenger RNA from Odontomachus brunneus, 1657 nucleotides. It is a transcript of the gene PIG-V, whose product is annotated as GPI mannosyltransferase 2. The record is from RefSeq and is a predicted model, not a curated record. Gene Ontology annotation, molecular function: alpha-1,6-mannosyltransferase activity; GPI mannosyltransferase activity. Lineage: Eukaryota; Metazoa; Arthropoda; Insecta; Hymenoptera; Formicidae. The coding region runs from base 37 to 1518 and encodes 493 amino acids. The transcript has a single exon. Gene Ontology annotation, biological process: GPI anchor biosynthetic process. Gene Ontology annotation, cellular component: endoplasmic reticulum membrane; mannosyltransferase complex.
GCGGAAAAAUUAAGCGAGCGCAAGAAGUAGCACAAAAUGUACACGCCAAGAAAAAAAAUCCUUUGGUUCGCGAUCGUUAGUAGAAUCGCGGUAUUUAUACUGCAAGCAAUUUUUAACGCAUUAAUACCCAAUCACCACGCAGAUGUAUUUAGAAGACCCUUGGAUCCUGCGGAGAAAGUUUCCCCGUGGGAUCGAAUAGUGUAUUUUUUACUUGACGGUCUUACACGUUGGGACGGCGAGUAUUAUUUACACAUCGCAAGAUACGGGUACACUUACGAGAAUACUCUCGCUUUUUAUCCGUUGUACCCGGGUAUGAUUCGCGUCGUCGGCGUUGUUUUGCUGAAGGUACUUCCCAUGCUGAAUAUUCAGAGCGCGAUGAUCCUGGCCGCGACGUUCAUUAAUUUCGCGUGUUUCAUAAAGUCCGCAAUUAUCCUCUAUGACCUCACCGAGCGUGUAUUCGAAGAUACCGUGACGGCGUACAAAACGGCGAUACUUUACUGCAUAAAUCCGGCCGGCAUAUUUUUCUCGGCCGCAUAUUCCGAAUCCAUGUUCGCGUACCUAACGUUCUAUACCAUGCUUGCAAGUAUAAGAUGCAUGCCCACUAUUUAUUUUCCACUGGCUCUGUCAACCUUGGUGAGGUCGAACGGUCUCAUCAACAUCGGCUUUCCUGUAUAUUUCGGCUUUAAGAAUAUAUGCAAUUCCGCAUCAAGAGAGACGCGACAGAAAGGUAAUAUUCUAUCGACUGCCUGGUAUAUCCUAAAAUUGAUGACGUUGAACAAUUGCUUCACUCUGUUGAGCACGAUAAUUAUAUCGAUGUCGCCGUUUCUUCUUCUACAAAUAUAUAAUUAUAUAAAGUUUUGCACUUCUACGUACGACACGUCGUUGCUACCGACUCACAUUUUACAGUACGCCGCAGAAAACAAUCUAGUCCUACCAGGUGCGGAAAAUUCGGCAUGGUGUAAUGCCAGUGUGCCUCUGGCAUACUCGUACGUGCAAAAGACAUAUUGGAACGUUGGAUUCUUGAGAUACUAUCGAUUCAAACAGAUACCGAAUUUCAUUUUAGCUUUUCCAAUGUUGCUCAUUAUGUUGCACUGCGUAAAAGAAUUUCUCUUUGAACAUAAGAAUGAGUUCUACUCGUUGGGAUUAUUUGACGGCAAAGCAAAAAGCGAAAAUACUAACCAUGUAAAGAAAUAUCCAUUGAAUAUGUUUGUUUUCGUGAUACAUGGGUUAUUUUUGACCACAUUUUGCUUAUUCUUUGUACAUAUUCAAGUCAGUACACGUUUAUUAGCUUCCGCGAGUCCUUUGAUAUAUUGGUACUGUGCGUCGAUUAUGUCUUAUAAAUGUAGCGAUCAUGUUGACUCACAGUACGAAAGUAGAGACAACAUAUUCUCCAAGUGGAAAGUGUUUAUCUUAUCGCAAGAACGAUAUACGUUACAGGAUAAGCUAGUACUAUCUUAUUUCAUAGGAUAUACAAUUAUAGGAUGUUUUAUGUUUCCCAAUUUCUUGCCAUGGACUUAAUAGACUACAUCCUAUAUGUAUAUUAUAUAUGUAUAUUCUUUUCACUAAAAUAAGUUAUUCCAGAAUAUUUUAGAUACAUUCUUGCUGUAAAUGUAUUUGCUGACGUUUUUGUAUAUAAAUAAUAAAUACUGAAAUAAGA